Molecule: messenger RNA, 3273 nt
Organism: Chara braunii
Lineage: Eukaryota; Viridiplantae; Streptophyta; Charophyceae; Charales; Characeae
Source: the annotation of a GenBank genome assembly
GGUUAGAGUCAAAGUGGUGAGGUUUGGAACCGCCACCCGGUUGUGCACUUAUGACCAUGGUUGAGACCCACGGUGGGACGAGCAGUAGCCCCUACACCUAGGAGCAGCAAGAGAAGAUGGCUGCCAUAGUGAGAGAAAACAGAGAGAGGAAGGAGCUCCUUAAGCAAGCGAAGUUGAAGACUAUCGCAGAGGAGCAGGCGACAAAGAUGAAGGAGUUGGAGGAGGAGAUGGAGAAGAAGAAGAAGGCUGCUGAAGAAGAAGCGGCAGCAGAAGCGGAGGAGGAGAGAAAACGAAAGGGAAAGGAAGCAGAGAGCAGUGGCGCGAUGAAAGAAGAAGCAGAGAUGGAGAAAAAAAUAAGUGAGUGGAUUGCUAAUUUAUCGUUGGGGGAAGAUAAGGAGGCCGAGUUCUAUGUCCCAAAGGACGAGAGGGAUGUGUUGGCCAGCGAGCUAGCAGCGAUGGAGGACGCUCUGGAACGAAGGGAAAGAGAAGAGGAGAAGAAAUUAGAAUGGAAGCUGAGGAUGAAGAGAGAAGAAGAAGAGGAGGGAGGAAUAUUGAGAAUGGAUUGGGGAGAGGCAGCAGGAGCCACACUCCACUUGAGAGAGCAUGAGUGUAGGCUCCCUAGUCCAUCAGGCGAUGUUAAGACCGCCUGCCUGUUUCAUGUGUCAGGUGUAGAUAACACCUUGGCACAUUGUUGUCUCACUGCUCCCGCGUUCGCGCGGUUAGUGAAGAAGGAGCGAUUACAGGAACAAGUCUUUGUAGUUUAUGUCAGGCCUGUCACUGAGGCUAAGGAAGAAGUGAUUUCCACAGAUCCAACCAUCACCAAGUUGCUGGAAGAGUUCAAAGACUUGAUUGAGUCGCCGACAGGUGUAGUGCCGCGACCCAUCCAGCAUAGGAUAAAGAUAGAGCCUGGCAGUAGAACUCCUAAGGGAGCAGUCUACAUGAUGUCCCCUAGAGAGUUAGAGGAGCUGCGCAAACAGUUAGAUGAUCUCCUUGAGAAAGGUUGGAUCAGGCCCAGUUCGUCUCCUUUUGGAGCACCAGUGUUGUUUGUUCACAAGAAGGAAGGAGAGCUUCGUAUGUGCAUAGACUAUAGGGGUUUGAAUGUUAUCACAGUGAAGAAUGUUGGACCGCUGCCCAGGAUUGACGAUCUCUUAGAUCGAGUGCAGGGUUGCAAGUAUUUCUCCAAAAUAGACCUGAAGUCCGGUUAUCAUCAGAUAGAGGUCCAUCCUGAUGAUCAGUACAAGACUGCAUUCCGGACUCGUUAUGGGCACUAUGAGUUUAUAGUGAUGCCCUUUGGACUAACCAACGCGCCAACUACUUUUCAGCGUUGUAUGAAUGACCUGUUUAGACCAUGGUUAGACAAGUUUGUCGUAGUCUAUUUAAAUGACAUAUUAGUUUUCAGUAAGACCCUCCCGGAGCAUCAGGGUCAUCUGAGGCAGGUCUUGGAGAAGUUGAGAGAGUCAAACUUCAAGAUCAACGCGAAGAAGUGCGAGUGGGCCAAGACACAAGUCCUGUACUUGGGCCACGUAUUAGACGGAGAUGGCAUUAAGCCAGAGGACAACAAGAUAGCGGCGAUUAGAGACUGGCCAACGCCCCGCACAUUGACAAAGUUGCGGUCGUUCCUAGGCCUAGCCAACUACUACAGAAAGUUCGUGAGGAACUUCUCCACUAUCGCCGCUCCUUUGCGCAGGUUGCUAAAGAAAGAAGCAAUCUGGCAAUGGGACAGAGACUGUACGUCUGCGCUCAAGAAGUUGAAGCACGUGUUAAUAAAGUAUCAUGUCCUCAAAGUAGCUGAUCCGUCCUUGCCAUUUGUCGUCACCACGGACGCAAGUCAGUAUGGGAUAGGCGUCGUGUUGCAGCAGGAUGACGGCCAUGGCUAUAGACCCAUAGAGUUCAUGUCCGCGAGGAUGCCCUCAAAGAAGGUAGCCACCUCGACGUACGAGAGAGAACUCUACGCUCUCAGGCAGGCUCUAGACCAUUGGAAGCAUUACCUGCUUGGGAGGCACUUCAAAGUGUAUUCUGAUCAUGAAACCCUUAGAUGGUUAAAGACCCAGGCCAAGACGACACCUAAGCUAACUAGGUGGGCCACAAAAAUAGACCAAUAUGACUUCGAGCUUAAGCCAGUGAAGGGCAAGUACAACGUAGUUGCAGACGCUCUGAGUAGGAGAUCAGACUACUUUGGAGCCAUAGUACACUAUCUGGACAUAGGGAGAGACCUGCAGGAGAAAGUGAAUCAAGCAUAUGCGCAGGACCCUAUUUAUAGCGACCUCCUAAAGGGAGUUAGAGAGGCCCCAGAGACUGAGCCAGAUUACCGCACUACAGACGGGUUGCUGUUUGAGAAGACUAAUGUGUUCGACCGCCUGUGCGUUCCCAAUAGCGAGGAGAUCUGCAGCCAGAUUUUAGGGGAAUGUCACGACACAGAGGGGCACUUCGGUUGGCAAAAGACUUUAGCCAACCUGAUGCGUGCGAACACCUGGCCAGGGAUGAAGAAUGACUGCAUAGAGUAUGUCCGAAGUUGUAAAGUGUGCCAGAGGAACAAGUCUACUACACGCGUGCCCCUAGGUCUUCUCAGACUCUUGCCUAUUCCGGAUCAGCCGGGAGACUCAGUGUCCAUAGACUUCAUGGAUACCCAAGUCAAGAGCAGACAUGGUAAGAGCCAAGUCAUGGUCAUAGUUGACCGUUUUAGUAAGUAUGCUGUGUUUGUUCCCUUGCCUGCAGAGGCACAUACAGAUUUAGUGAUACAAAAGUUUUUUGACUUUUGGGUUAGCGAGAAUGGAAUCCCAUUGUCAAUAGUUAGCGAUAGAGAUAGUCGCUUCACCAGCCAGAACUGGCAAGAACUCAUGAGAGUCUACGGAUCUAAGUUGUUAAUGUCGUCCGGCCGCCAUCCAGAGACUAACGGUCAGACUGAACAAAUGAAUAAGAUCCUACAGCAAGUUCUGCGCAUGUACAUUAGACCAGACCAGAUCAACUGGGAUGAGAUGUUGCCUAAGGUAGCUAGUGCAUACAACAACAGCGAGCAUUUAUCCACCUGCCGCACUCCCAAUGAGCUGCACAAGUCCUUUAGACCAUGCAGACCAUUCGAAGGACUGAACCGGGAUCAGAUUCACAGACUACCGCCCGGUACUAGGGAGUUUGCAAUACAGCAUGAGAAAGAAUUAGCAACUGUUGUUGAAAACCUCAGGAAGGCCCAGCACAGAAUGAUAGAGUAGGCUAAUAAGCACCGCCGCCCUUCGCAGUUUCAGGUAGGCGACUUAGUAUGGGUCAAGGCUUAAAGAG